AUGUCGUCUCGGCGCGACAUUUCAAAAAACUACGAAAAAGCAUUGCGCGUGUUUGCUGACAGUAAUGAAGCACUGAGUGACACAGAUGACGAAGAUGACGGUCUCGACAUCAUUGAGUCGUCGCGCAAAGGUUUACAUCUCUCACAGUAUAUUGACGGUCAGUCGAUACUGCCCUCACCUCGUUCAGGGUGCCAACAAGCUCUAGUUUUGACCCAGACGCAAAGUCAGCCGAAAGGCGUUGAAGUGCAACCGAACACAGACGAAGUAGACGAUGACAUUACCGAAGACGAGAUUGUCGAUGACGGCGGCGUAGAGUCGGAGUGGUCUGAUGAAGACACAAGAGCCGUCUACCAAAACUGGAAAGAGCGGAAAACCCUCAAGCGCAAGCGCGCCGCCGCUGAGACCAACAGGAUUCGCGCUGAGAAAAAGUCAAAGGUCAAAGCAGCUGUGAGCGUCGUCGGCCGUAAACCUCGGCCCAAGAGCCAGCAUGGUCAAGGUCCCAUAGGAUUCAGCACCGAUUCGGUAGCUGGAGACAAGAACACUACCCCAGCUUACUUAGAUGACCCCAUUCCUGACUAUGUCCUAUCGCGUCAACAGUCUCUCAAGAAAUUACACGAGGCUGGCUUGCGAUAUCCUCCCAGCUAUGAAGAUGUCGACUUCUCGGAUUCAGAAACGCAAGAGAAGCCCAAGCUCGACAAGGCCAUCAUUCCACAGCGAGAGAAGAAGAAUAUCAAGCUUCGUGAAUCUCAUGGUGUGAUACCUGCGCCAAUUGCUCAAUGGCUGCGUGACUACCAAGUUGAGGGCGUUCAAUUUCUUCAUGAAAGGUUUGUCAAACAAACAGGUGCUAUACUGGGCGACGACAUGGGUCUGGGAAAAACCAUUCAGGUCAUCGCCUUUCUUACAGCAGCUUUUGGUAAGACUGGAACUGAGCGCGAUGCAAAGUGUAUGCGAAAGAUUCGUCGCUUUGGCAAGAGCCGUUGGUAUCCCCGAGUACUCAUCGUCUGCCCUGGUACACUCAUGCAGAACUGGGAAGACGAGCUAUCAAAGUGGGGUUGGUGGGAGGUCUACAGAUAUCACGGCUCUAGUGCGGCGGACCGGAAGGGUGUCCUUGGUGCAGCAGCAAAGGGGAUGCUGGAGAUUAUGAUCACGACUUACACGACAUAUCGUAACCAUGAGAGCGAGAUCAACACCGUCGACUGGGAUUGCGUCAUUGCUGAUGAGUGCCAUCAAAUCAAGAGUAAGAACGCAGAGAUCACCAAAGCAAUGAACAAGAUCAAUGCUCUUUGUCGUAUCGGUCUUACAGGAACAGCCAUUCAGAACAAGUACGAAGAGAUCUGGAAUCUUCUGAACUGGGCGCGACCGGGAGCUUACGGGUCUGCGCAAGAGUGGAAGCAAAAGAUCAGUCUUCCACUCAAGUUGGGUCAGGCUCACGAUGCCACCAACGCGCAGCUCGCCGACUCGAGAAGCAGAGCUCAGGACCUCGUUCAUAAGAUUCUGCCCAGUGUCUUCCUUCGGCGAAUGAAAACACUGAUUGCAGACCAACUGCCUAAAAAGAGCGAUCGCGUCAUCUUCUGCCAGCUCACUGAGACCCAGGCUGAUGCGUACCGAACCUUCCUCGAGAGCGAUAGGUGUGAGUGGAUUCGCACUGCAAAAGAGCGAUGUGACUGUAGAUCUGGAAAAACCAGAGGGUACUGCUGUUACGUGGAAUUACCCGAAGAGGGCGAGAAGUGGUCAAACUACAUAUUUCCCUGCAUGGUCACAUUCCAAAAGCUUGCAAACCAUCUGGCCUUGAUCGUUCCAAUGUCCACCGAAAACCAAGAAAAGCAAGCCAAGGACUUACAGACUUUGCAGCUGGCGUGCCCAAGCACAUUCAAAGAUCUUUUUCAGAUUCGCGAUAAUAUCUUGGUUCAGUCCCAGCGCGAGUUUUGUGGAAAGUGGAAGGUGCUCAGGCGUUUACUUGAUUUCUGGCAUUCCAAUGGCGAUAAGGUACUCAUCUUCUCACACUCGGUCCGCCUCCUAAGGCUUCUGCGAGGCUUGUUCGAUGUUGAUGGGACCAAGUACAACUUCUCAUACCUCGACGGCAGCAUGAAGUACGAAGAUCGUUCGCAGGCUGUUGCAGACUUCAAUGCGGACCCUAAUCAGUUCGUGUUUCUUAUCAGCACUAAAGCGGGCGGUGUUGGUCUGAACAUCACUUCUGCCAACAAGGUCGUCGUUAUGGACCCGCAUUGGAACCCAGCAUAUGAUCUCCAAGCACAGGACCGUGCGUAUCGUAUUGGUCAGACGCGCAACGUGGAGGUAUUCCGUUUGGUUUCAAGUGGUACAAUUGAAGAGGUUGUAUAUGCUCGCCAGAUCUACAAGCAACAGCAAGCCAACAUAGGCUACAAUGCCUCAGAAGAGCGUCGUUACUUCCGUGGCGUCAUGGAUCAAUCCACCAAAAAGGGCGAAUUGUUUGGCCUAGAGAACCUCUUCACUUUCCAGGAGAACAGUGUACUACUCCGCGACAUCAUGCAUAAGACCAAUGUUGCCGAAUCGAAAGCCGGCGUCAACGCUUACGACUUCCACGUAGACGAGUCUCAGUUUGAUUCAGAGGAUGAGGACAUCUUGUCUAACAAAAACCUCGGUACCGAAGAUGAUGCCAACAUCGCAAGUAUCAAGAAGUUCGCCGAUUCUUUCCUCUCCAAGUCUGGCGCUGCCAGCAAAGGAAAGAAGGUGACGAAACGUGGCGGACCCGAUCCAGUCAACGCCAUCCUUGCGAAAGCUGGUGUGCAAUACACUCACGAAAAUUCCGAAGUCAUUGGCCGUAGUGAGAUAGAGGCUCGUUUGGGCAAACAGGCUAUGGAAUUGCGCAACGAUGUCGAUCUCGCAACUAAACGCGUGUUCCAGGGUUCGCAAUCACAAUCUCAACACCAAUCCAACCAGCAAAACAUAGAGGAAGAGUUCAGCGCUGAGGACGAUGGUGAUGCGCAUGUUCCUGGCAGUGCUACUAAAGGCGAAUUCAAGAUCAAUUACCGCUACAGGCCUAAUGAGCGCAUCCGAAAGCGACAACUUUGUAGUAUGGCGGAGAGCAUGGGAUUUGAUGAUCCUGUGAAAUUUGCGCUACUGGUGGAGAGCAGCACUCAAGCCGAAAGAAGAACGAUGCUUGAACGCUUCUAUCGUGGGCGGAGGAGACAGAUGAUGCGUGAAUUCGACAGCUCGAAUCAUUACGCCCGAGAAGAUCCGGAUCAUUUGGAGCUAAUGAGUAGGACGAAAAACGACAAAAAGGGACUAAGAAUCUUCACUGCUCUUCAUUACUAUGCUAUCGACGUUAUAACAACAUUAUUGUAUGGAAUACCCGAGUUUGGAGCCACUACAGCGGAGCCACUACAGCUCUACGCGGGACUUCGGCGGCUUGUCGAAAAAUGCCCAUCGAUACCCGAACAGGAUCUCUCAGGCGCCGCGGUGAGUCUUAAAACUGCGGAUGGAAUGCCAUAUCUCAACACGGUCAUCAAAGAGGCGCUCCGUCUCUUUGCACCUCUGUCAGCUUCAGAGCCAAGAUCGAGCCCUGUCGACACAGUCAUCGAUGACUAUAACAUUCCACGAGGAACUGUCUGUAGUAUGGCACCCUACUCGCUACAUCGGAAUGGAAGCGUCUUUCCUGAGCCACUGAAGUGGAAACCAGAGCGAUGGCUGGGUGGCGGAAAGGACAAGGCAGAGAUGGAAAAGUGGUUCUGGGCGUUUUCGAGUGGUGCGCGUAUGUGCAUCGGAGUCCAGAACACACUUGCUGGAUCAAAUUUGUCCCCCACAAAUAUCCCGAGACCUGUUAAUGUCGUAACGGCUUCACUACUGGUGCUAAGACAGGAUAUUCCGAGUCAUGAUGGGGCCGGAAUGUGGGGUGCCAUUGCCAACGGGGUAGACCUAGUACCGCUGCUUCCAAUCUCGGCACGAUGCCGAGCGUAG
This is a messenger RNA of Pyrenophora tritici-repentis Pt-1C-BFP, 3936 nucleotides long. The record is from RefSeq and is a predicted model, not a curated record. NCBI's taxonomy places the organism in Eukaryota, Fungi, Ascomycota, Dothideomycetes, Pleosporales, Pleosporaceae.